Molecule: messenger RNA, 846 nt
Organism: Penicillium atrosanguineum
Lineage: Eukaryota; Fungi; Ascomycota; Eurotiomycetes; Eurotiales; Aspergillaceae
Product: SRR1 family protein
Exons: 2
Coding region: 1-846 (281 amino acids)
Source: RefSeq, a predicted model, not a curated record
AUGCCACACACAUCCCGACAAAAGCGCACUUCUAACCCGGCGCAAAAACGCCUCCAAGUAACCUCAUCCGACGGCUGGACCCAUGUCACAAGCAGCAACAAUGUGCGCCGGGUAAUGCGCACAUCCCGAGUCCCAAGCGCAGCCCAAGCAAAAGAAGAAGAAGAAUCCAUACUCGGACCGGCCGAAGCACCAGCGCGCCUCACCUUCGACGAUCUACAGACGCAGUACGCGGCGCAUCGAGAUCGCUGGGUUGAAUCCGAGACAUGGAAGACGCUCUCGAAGCUUCUUGCCGAGCAAAUGCGUGAGAGAGAACGUAUCGUAUUAAACGAUGACACGGCGUGGGGGCCCGUGGAUGCGAUUGUUUGUAUCGGACUCGGCAGUCCGAGUGGGUUCCUGCGUGAUGGGUGGGUUGAUCGGCGAACGGUAUCGAUGUAUCAGCUUGCAGCGCUGGAUAGUAUGGCGACGCAAUUAUCCCAAGGUCCGGAUGAUAGCAUCCCGUUCUCGUUCCCUAUCUACGCACAAGACCCCGUCUUCAACGGCCUCGAUUGUUUACUUCUCGAAUCGCUGGGUAUAACGAUCGUCAAUGACCCGGUUGCAUUCGAACGUAUUACGCAAAAUACACUACUUUUCUGUCCUGGCGCGGAGAAGAAGCAUCUCGAGCUGGUUUUGCCGUCGAAUCCGUGUCUUGUUUUCGGCGGGCCGUUGGAGAUGGCCGAUUCGGAGGUUAUACAGAGUUAUACAUCGAGGGUGGAAUCAAGGGGCUUGGUUCCGUUCACGAUCAAUGAGCAUGCGUUUUGGAAGAUGAGGUUGUAUUUCCGCAAGGAGGAGGCGCAGGAGGAGGAGUGA